Messenger RNA from Babesia bovis T2Bo, 303 nucleotides. The record is from the annotation of a RefSeq genome assembly. Lineage: Eukaryota; Apicomplexa; Aconoidasida; Piroplasmida; Babesiidae.
AUGAUUGAAGCAUUAUAUAAAUUUAAUUUUAAAAAUAAUAAAGUUGAAGAUAUUUUUAUAAACGUUAAAUUAUUUAAAAAGAUAAAAAAAAAUAAAAUAAGAUUUAUAAAUAUAAGCAGCUUGAUUUACAAAAAAAUUUAUAAAGCUUUUAAAACUUUUCGUGGUCCUCUUUUAGAUUACAGUCAUUGUGGUUUUAAUACUGUACAAAUAAAAACAAUUUUAUUUCAUAAACCAAAUAAAGAAUACGUUAAAAUAAGAGAAUAUUUAAAUUUUAAUAAUCUUACUUGCAUUUUUUAUAAAUAA